Messenger RNA from Nilaparvata lugens (brown planthopper), 2215 nucleotides. RefSeq names its product cytosolic carboxypeptidase 6. The record is from RefSeq and is a predicted model, not a curated record. The transcript is spliced from 13 exons. Lineage: Eukaryota; Metazoa; Arthropoda; Insecta; Hemiptera; Delphacidae. Gene Ontology annotation, biological process: proteolysis. The coding region runs from base 62 to 1798 and encodes 578 amino acids. Gene Ontology annotation, molecular function: zinc ion binding; metallocarboxypeptidase activity.
GUUAGUAAUCGUUUUUUACAGUGUUUAAUGUGCAUGAAUUGGUAAAUGUGAAGUGUGAAACAUGGAGGAAGUGGAAGAUGAAAACAGUAUUAUUAAUUUGAAAGAAAUUCCAGUUGUAGUGAGGAUUGAAAGUGAAGACAGUGAUAAUGAGGGAGGACUUGGCAAUGUGUCAAGAGUUGUUAUGCGACCCCCAGGACACAGUGGCAAAGCCAAGAGAGGACAUCUCUGCUUCGAUGCUGCUUUUGAGACAGGAAAUCUUGGACGAGUUCAGCUGGUAUCAGAUUUUGAAUACGAUUUGUUCAUUCGACCUGACACAUGCAAUCCACGUCUUCGAGUUUGGUUCCACUUCACUGUCGAUAAUAUUCGCAUUGAUCAGCGUGUUAUAUUCAACAUAGUGAAUUUCAGCAAGAAACGUACACUAUUUCUCAAUGGAAUGACACCACUUGUUCGUUCGCACUUCAGAAAUAAAUGGCAAAGGAUGCCAAGAAAGAAUGUUUACUACCACAAAUCACCAUACCACAUGAGCAAUUACAUUCUGACAUUCUCAUUCACAUUCGAUAAAGAAGAGGAUGUCUAUGACUUCUCAUUCAGCUAUCCGUACAGUUAUUCGAAAUUGCAAGCGCAUUUGGAAUUGAUCGAGAGAAAACAUUUCGCCCAUUUCAAGCGAGAACUUCUUGGCAAAUCCAUUCAAAACCGGAGGUUGGAUAUUUUAACUAUAACGCAUCCGAAAAAUAUGACACCUGGGCAACAAUUGCGAGUUGUAGUUAUAAUGGCUCGCAUACAUCCAGGAGAGUCUCCUACCUCCUUUGUUUGCCAGGGGAUUAUAGACUUUCUUGUGAGCAAUCAUCCGAUUGCAAUCAUAUUGAGAGAGCAUAUAGUGUUCAAAAUCGUACCCAUGCUAAAUCCGGAUGGUGUAUUUCUUGGUAAUUAUAGAUCAUCAUUAAUGGGAUUGGAUCUAAACCGAUGGUGGAAUUCUAUUUCUCACUGGCUGCAUCCAACCCUCCACUCUGUGUUUAGUUUUUUAUCGGGUAUUGACCAAGAUAAGAAUAUGGAAUUGGAUUUUGUAAUGGAUUUACAUGCUCAUUGUAGCUUGUUAGGCGUAUUUAUCUAUGGAAAUACCUAUGAUGAUGUUUUCAGGUAUGAGAGACAUAUAGUUUUCCCAAAAUUGCUAGCCCAAAAUACUGAUGGCUAUGAAUCAUGCAAUACAAUGUAUAAUAGGGAUAUCAAUAAAGCUGGCUCAUCACGAAGAGUUCUAUGUGACGUCCUGAAAGAUUCAGUUAACUGCUACUCACUGAUAGUAUCCUACCAUGGAUAUAAACACCCAAACGUACCAGGUGUUCACUACUAUACUGAGGAGUCUUAUUACCGACUGGGACGCAACGUUGUGCGAACCUACUUGGAUUACUAUCGUAUAACAGGAGUGGUGCCAGCGGCAGAGAGAGAACCAAGGCAGGCUCGGGCCAGGAGACGUCAACCGAGAACCAAAUCCUUCCACAGUCGAUCGGUGCCAGGUCGAUCAGCUGCCUUGCCUUCGUCCAGGGAGGCCUCAGCACACAGAGUGGCCCUCACUUUCCGAGACGAUGCGCUGACAAGUGAAGGGGAAGGAGAGCGGACCUGUCACACACGUGUCACCUCUCACACGUGGGUGAAGAGACGACGCUGUAGGUCCCAGCCUCCACCUAGACCUCCACCUCCAUCUCAACCACCACUACCACCUACAGUCAACAUCAUCGACUUCAACACACUCACUCGGGGUGGUCUUGAGCUGGCUAAGAAACGCAAAGCACCUCCUUAUUAAUAAUUUCAUUCGAAUUUACACACUUUUGUAUCGACAAGAAAUACAUGCAACAUACCAGAAUAUUAUUCAUUUUUUCAAUGAAACACUGGAAUGUUGUCUACAAACAUCACGAAUUAAAUGAAAAUUCCAUCUUACCAACAACAGUAUCUGAAGUAAACAAUAAUUCCCGAUUUAAAAAUAUUAAAUGAAAAUACUAAGAAAUUGUCAAAACCACAGAUUUAUUGAUACUAAGAAAGACCGGUUGGAUGGUAUAAUCAAUGAACAUAAUAAAUUAAUAAAAUGAUAUUCUUUCAAAUACAUAAAUCACUUUUCCGGAAGUGCGGAGCCCACAUAAAUCUGUGGAUUUAUUUGUAACUUUGUUUCGAUAGUGAUUACCAUCAACUGGUUUCGGUUGUUACACCAUUGUCAAUCUCUGAU